Molecule: messenger RNA, 735 nt
Organism: Fukomys damarensis (Damara mole-rat)
Lineage: Eukaryota; Metazoa; Chordata; Mammalia; Rodentia; Bathyergidae
Product: C-type lectin domain family 4 member C-like
Exons: 5
Coding region: 24-683 (219 amino acids)
Source: RefSeq, a predicted model, not a curated record
GCCUGGGGAGCGGCAGGGACGAGAUGGCCCUGGGAGGACAGCAGCAGGGGACAGACCGUGACUGCACCUGGGUCCCAUGGGUGCGGGUGAGAGGCCGGUGGCCGCUGUGCACAGAGGUCUGGAGUCCGGCUGUGCUGUCUGUGUCCCUCCUCUGCAGCUGCUUCGUCCUGAGCUCUGUGGGUGACUGGAGCUGCUGCCCCAGCACCUGGAGGCUGUUCGAGGCCAGCUGUUACUUCAUUUCUACCACAGUGCAAUCUUGGAACCAGAGCCAGCAGACCUGUGCUGCUUGGCAGGCCGAGCUCGCUGUGAUCCGCACGUCGGAGGAGCAGGAUUUCAUCACCCAGAGUCUGGAAGGCAGCUCUGCGUAUUACAUUGGGCUGUCAGAUCCAGAGGGUCACAGGCGCUGGCAGUGGGUUGAUCAGACGCCAUACAACGCAAGCGCCACCUUCUGGCACCCGGGAGAGCCCAACGGGCUGGAAGAGUGCUGCGUGGAGCUCAGCUUCCGGGGCGCCACGGGCAGCUGGGGCUGGAACGACGUCUCCUGCCAGCUGCCUCGCGGGUCCGUGUGCAGGAUGCCGGGGGUCGCUUAUGAGGGGGCAGCCUGCGCCGCACCCACAGACAGCUGGCUUAGGCCCUGCGAGCUCGGUGCGGUGCCUGUGCCCUUCCCCGCCCCCCAGGGGUAGAAUCGGGCGGGCACCGGGGUGGGGUACAGCACCUGCCUGCCUUCAGAUCCCA